GGCAAGGCCAUUUUCACAUGCUUUCGUCAUCCACCGGUCCGGCCUUCAUAAUUUUCAAUAGGGAGAACAUUAGCUGGUACUUCGGUGAUUUAACGGUCUGAAUCACAUACUCCAUUAUGCCUACCAUUGCCGUUAAUAAGGAACAGCUGUUCAGGUCACUCGGAAAGACAUACACUUUUGAGGAAUUCAAUGAGCUGUGUUUUGAGUUUGGUUUGGAAGCAGAGGAGCCGGAAGAAGAGGAACUUCAACAAAACCCAGAGUUGGCACUGGAAUUCAAGGUAGACAUACCAGCCAACAGAUAUGACUUACUGUGUAUUGAAGGAUUGACUCGAUCACUCAAAGUUUUCCUUGAAAAAAUAAAGGCUCCCAGAUACGAAGCAUUGGAACCAAGUGCCAGCCAGUUACAGGAACUUACAGUUCUACCAUCUACAGCCCAGGUCCGCCCGUAUGCUGUAGCUGCAGUCCUCAGAAAUAUAACCUUCACUCCCGAAAGGUACAAAAGUUUCAUCAGCCUUCAAGACAAAUUACAUCAGAAUCUAUGCAGGAGAAGAACUCUAGUUGCUAUAGGAACUCAUGACCUUGACACUGUACAAGGACCCUUCCUGUACGAUGCUCGGCCACCAGCAGACAUUAAAUUCAAGGCUUUAAAUCAGGAGAGAGAGAUGACUGCCCCUGAAUUGAUGGAUCUUUACUCAACUGACAACCAGUUGAAGCAUUUCCUACCAAUUAUCCAAGACAAGCCAGUGUAUCCGGUCAUCUAUGACCAGAAUGGUGUUGUUCUGUCCAUGCCGCCAAUCAUUAAUGGGGACCACAGCAAGAUCACCUGUGACACUCGCAAUGUGUUCAUAGAGUGUACCGCUACAGACCUGACCAAGGCCAAGGUUGUUAUCGACACACUGGUCGCCAUGUUCUGUGAAUACUGUGACAAACCAUUCACAGUGGAGAAGUCUAAGGUCACAAUGCCAGAUGGGAGCUCUGCAUUCUACCCGGAGCUGGGAUACAGGAUGGAGAAUGUGAGCGUAGACUAUAUCAAUCGAAAUAUUGGAAUUAAAGUCGGUCCGGAGGAAACCGCACGCUUACUGACACGGAUGUGUCUGGCGGCCGAGGUGACAGAAGGCGGUGCCCAAGUGAGGGUCGAGGUUCCUCCCACUCGCCAGGAUGUGAUCCACGCGUGUGAUGUUGUUGAGGACGUGGCAAUAUCCUACGGAUACAACAACAUCAAAAAGACCAUUCCCAAUACCAACACAGUAGCUCAUCAGUUACCUAUCAACAAGCUAACAGACCUACUACGACAAGAAAUGGCGGCCGCAGGAUUCACCGAGGUCCUCACUUUCGCUUUGUGCUCAAGGAGUGAUGUGUCAGACAAGUUGCGGAAAACAAUAGAGGAAGCUAACGCUGUUCACAUCGCCAACCCAAAGACAUUUGACUUCCAGAUAGCCAGAUCAUGUUUAAUGCCUGGGGUACUGAAGACCAUCAGUAACAACCGAAGUUUGCCCCUCCCCCUUCGCCUGUUUGAGAUUUCUGACGUGGUGUAUCAGGACACAACCAAAGAUGUUGGAGCAAGGAAUGACCGACGUCUAUGUAUGGUCAACUACAACAAGUCCUCUGGCUUUGAGAUUGUGAAAGGAAUGCUUGACCGUGUGAUGCAGUUGUUAGAGGUUCCCAUGACGACUGAUGACAGUGGCUAUCAUAUCCGAGAGAGUCCUGAUCCAACAUAUUUCCCUGGGAGGAGUGCUGAGAUCAUUCUACGUGGGAAAAGUAUCGGUCGCAUUGGUGUCCUACACCCAGAGGUCAUCACCAAAUUUGAACUCGUUAACCCCUGUGCUGCCCUGGAAAUGACCAUAGAACCUUUCCUAUGAUGAUAUAACCCAGUAACUAUGGAGAAUCAUUUUAUCGUACAGAAAUGUAGAACUGAAAAUAUCUCGCUGUCGACAGAUUAGAGCACCACAUGAUUUUACAUAUUGAGGACUGCACAAAAAAAAAUCUUGAGCCUCAGGUUUUGUGAUUCCAUUAAGAGGACUACUUGAGGUUAUGGCAUGCUGUCUCUAUGGGGACAGAUUUUGACUGGUUCCUCUACAGUGUUGAUGGAACACCACUUUGAUGCAUGACCAGUGCAAUAUAUGACUGACAACUGAUUCAUUAGAGCUACAGGGUGAUCACCAUAAACAUUGAAUUACGUGAAUAUAUGCCAUGGAGCAUAGGAGGUAAACAUGAUACCCGUGAAUAUUAAAGGCCAGAAAAGGGACGUUAAAUGAUUGAUCUAAUUUGUUUUCAAAAUUUGAUCUUGUAUUGUAGGUACCAUACUGCAAUAACGAAUUGAUAAAUAAGUUAGGAUAUCUUUUGUCUUGUUGAUUAUGAUCUUUGAGUAAAAUGUAUUGACUCUUUACGUUUUUGUCUAGUCAACCAACUUUCAGUACACCUGUGGUACAGUACUAUUAUAGCACAUUUAAAUUUCACAGAGUAUCUUAGAAUUUCUGGCUACAUUUUAUUUAUUAGAUCAUUUAUAUAACAUGUCUCACUAUCAUUGAGGUUGUAAAUCAUUUCCAUUUGACUCCUAUGUAAACCAAUUAGCACCACCACUUUUUACAUUCAAAUGUCAAGGGAUAUUGCUUAUAGAUCUAAAAUUCAGAGAGAUUUUGUGGAAAUAAUGUUAGUCCAAGAUAAAAUGCCCAUGGAAUGUAAAUUGGUCCUUUAUUACCAGACUGUUGGACUGUGUGACAUAUAGUGCCAUGAAGGUGAUAUCAUUGUGUCCUCUUUAAACUAAUUAUUAAAAUUGGUUAUUUUUUCCAAUUCUUAAUCCUGUCACUUUAAAUUAGUUUUCGAUUCUUACAAUAAGGUAAUAAUACCACUGAUAUAAAUGCCCAACAUGGUAUUUCCAUCACUGUGUCAAAUACACUGCAACUGACAAUGAAAUCUUCACAUUUUGAAUCACACUUCAAAAGUCAUGUCUGAUGAGCAUGUACUCGGCUUUCUGCCAGUCACCUGCCAUCUCAUUUUCGUGCCCCCCUCUGUUAUAUCACCCGAAAGGUGAUAACAAAUUUAUAAAUCUGUCCUGUGAGGAUAUCUCCUGUCUGAUAGUGUAGUGAAACUGGACUGGGCUGACCUCAGUGGCCAUGUAGUUCAAAUGGUAAGAGCGUCCAUCUAGAGUUAGGAGAUCCAGGGUCCGAGUCCUGGUCUGGUUGUUGCAUUUUCCUCCCCUGUUACGUCAGUAAAGGACCAGGUUACUCGGGACAUUACAAUUUGCUGAAUUGUCAUCUAUUUAUUUGUGCUAAUGUAAUCUAUGUAUUAUACAUAAAUAAACCUUUUAGUAAUAUA
Messenger RNA from Pecten maximus, 3315 nucleotides. Its product is annotated as phenylalanine--tRNA ligase beta subunit-like. Gene Ontology annotation, cellular component: phenylalanine-tRNA ligase complex; cytoplasm. Lineage: Eukaryota; Metazoa; Mollusca; Bivalvia; Pectinida; Pectinidae. Gene Ontology annotation, biological process: phenylalanyl-tRNA aminoacylation. Gene Ontology annotation, molecular function: ATP binding; RNA binding; phenylalanine-tRNA ligase activity. The record is from RefSeq and is a predicted model, not a curated record.